Molecule: messenger RNA, 3376 nt
Organism: Biomphalaria glabrata
Lineage: Eukaryota; Metazoa; Mollusca; Gastropoda; Planorbidae
Product: exosome complex exonuclease RRP44-like
Exons: 24
Coding region: 185-3061 (958 amino acids)
Biological process (GO): rRNA catabolic process
Cellular component (GO): cytoplasmic exosome (RNase complex); nuclear exosome (RNase complex)
Molecular function (GO): RNA binding; 3'-5'-RNA exonuclease activity; endonuclease activity
Source: RefSeq, a predicted model, not a curated record
UUAUAAACAACAAAAAAUAUGGGGACUGACAUGCCGUAAAGCUGAAAUUUUCAAUACUUCGAAAAGUUUCAAAGAUUUAUAUAGACCUAGUCUUAAAUUUAUUUAGUAGAUCUAGAUCUAUAUCUAGAUUGGGUGUAUAAUUUUGUUAAAGGCAGGAAUAAAACAGUUGAAGUAAGAAAUACAAAUGUUGACCAACAAGAUCUUCAUCAAGAAAACCAGGUUGGGUGGCGUGAUGAAAAUUGUCCGUGAACACUAUCUGAGAGAUGAUAUUAGCUGUGGCUCAAUGGCAUGUGUUAAAAAUUGUCAAGGUUUGGAAAGAGAGCCUCUAGAAGAGUCACCUGACUCUGAUAGCUCACUGUUGCGGAAGAGUCAUUAUAUUAUUCCAGAUACUAAUGUUGUACUUCAUCAAAUUGAUGUUCUAGAAGAUCCUUCAAUAAAAAAUGUCAUAAUUCUCCAGACAGUUCUUGAUGAAAUACGACACAGAAGUGCACCAGUGUACAAAAGAGUUACUGAAAUGAUAUCAAGCUCACAAAAACAUUUCUAUACAUAUUGCAAUGAGUUUAACAUGAACACAUACGUUGAGCGUAAGCCUGGUGAAAGUGCCAAUGAUAGAAAUGACAGGGCUAUUAGAAAAGCUGUUGGAUGGUACUCUAGUCAUUUAAAAGAUGCUGGGGUACUUGUUUUGCUGCUCACUAAUGAUGUGGAAAACCUAAAGUAUGCCCUCUCCAAAAAUUUAAAUGCCUAUACAAUCUAUGACUAUGUGAAAAGCUUAUCCAAUAAAACAAUUGUGGACAGGCUUGCCAACCCUCUCAAUCAAUCUAUCUCAGACAAGAACAAAGUUUUAUUUGCUGAACACUUGGGCAUGGCAGAGAUCCAGAAGGGCAUACGCUCUGGAAAGUACCUGCAGGGGACAAUACUUAUAAGCAGAGAGAACUACUUGGAGGCCAAUGUCAGCAUCAGAGAUAAAGACCAAAUGGUGUUUGUUCAAGGAUUACAAAAUCUUAACAGAGCUGUGAAUGAUGAUGUAGUGGUGAUUGAAAUCUUGCCAGAAUCUGAAUGGAGUUGCCCGUCUUCCAUGGUGCUGGCAGAGGAUGAAGGGAAGGAUGAAGAAGACGAGGAGAAUAGGGGACUAAAUGACAGUGAAAAACUGAUUCAAAAUAAAGUGCCACGGGAACUUCGUCAGCCCACUGGUAGGGUUGUUGGCAUUGUUAAAAGAAACUGGAGGCAAUACUGUGGCAUAUUGCAACCAUCCAUAUUAAAAGAGAGAACUAGACAUUUGUUCAUACCUGCAGAGAAACGAAUACCAAAGAUAAGAAUUGAAACAAGGCAGUCAGAUGCACUGGCUUCAAAGAGGAUUAUAGUAGCUAUUGAUAGUUGGCCUCGUAACUCUAGAUAUCCUUUGGGUCACUUUGUCCGCUGCCUUGGUGGAGUUGGAGAUAAAGAUACAGAGAAUGAAGUUCUUCUUUUGGAACAUGAUGUCCCUCAUUCCAAUUUCUCUGAAGCUGUUCUUAGCUUUCUACCGAAAAUGCCAUGGACAAUCACAGAAGAGGACCUGAAGAGGCGCAGGGAUCUGCGGCACCUUGACAUUUGUAGUGUUGACCCUCCUGGCUGUACAGAUAUAGAUGAUGCUCUUCACUGUAGAUCUUUAUCAAAUGGAAACUUUGAGGUUGGUGUGCACAUAGCAGAUGUUUCUCACUUCAUUCGACCAGGCAAUGCUCUGGACCAAGAGGCAGCCAACAGAGGAACUACUGUUUAUCUAACAGACAAAAGAAUAGACAUGGUACCAGACUUACUAAGUUCUAACUUAUGUUCACUUCGAAGUGGAGUUAACAGAUUUGCAUUUUCAGUUCUAUGGGAGAUGACUCCUCAGGCAGAUAUCAUUAGUACAGAUUUCACCAAGAGUAUUAUUGAUUCCAAGGCAUCACUGACGUAUGCAGAAGCUCAGUUGAAAAUAGAUGAUCCUAAUGCUUCAGAUAAUUUGACCAAAAGCUUGCGAGGUCUUAAUCAUCUGGCGAAAAUUCUAAAGAAAAAGAGAUUAGACAAUGGAGCUUUGAGCUUAGCUUCAACCGAGGUCAGGUUUUUUGUUGAUAGUGAGACCAAUGAUCCCAUUGAUGUUCAGACUAAAGAACUCAGGGAAACUAAUUCUAUGGUGGAAGAAUUCAUGUUGCUGGCAAACAUUGCAGUGGCAGAGAAAAUUCUCAAGGAGUUUCCAGACAAUGCUUUACUGCGACGUCAUCCGUCUCCACCUGUGUCAAAUUUUGAUCCUUUGAUCAAAGCAGCUGCUUCAAAAGGUUUUAAAAUAGAUGUCUCCUCUGGUAAAGGUUUAGCUGACAGUUUGGACAAAGCUGUUGUACCAGAGAAUCCUUAUUUUAACACAAUGCUGCGUAUAAUGACUACACGAUGCAUGAUGCAGGCUGUGUAUUUCUGUAGUGGAAUGUUGCAGCCAAUGGACUAUCUCCAUUAUGGUCUGGCCACUCCUAUAUAUACUCACUUCACCUCACCCAUUAGAAGAUAUUCAGAUAUUAUUGCUCACCGUUUGCUAGCAGUUAGUAUUGGUGCCGAUGCAUCAUAUCCAGAGCUGUUGGAAAAGACUAAGAUCCAGAGUCUGUGCAACAACUUGAACUACAGGCAUAAGAUGGCCCAGUAUGCUGGUAGAGCUUCAGUCAAUUUACACACACAUCUUUUCUUUAAAACUCGUGUACAAGACGAGCAAGGUCAUGUGUUAUUUGUACGUAAGAAUGCCCUGCAGAUUCUCAUUCCAAAGUAUGGUCUUGAGGGUACUGUGUUCCUGAAUGAUGAAGGCCAGAAGACCUCAAGCUUGUUUGUUUAUGAUGAAGAGAUGAACACACAGACAGCUGGUAAUGUGACCAUUCAUGUAUUUGACCCAGUGAUUGUCCAGCUAAGCAUUGACCGAUCCAAUGUCCAGCACAUGAAACUUUCUUUAAAACUGGUGAAGCCUGAGAUUCCUGGUUUCAGUGUCCCAUCUGUUAAAGAUACUUCUACUUUAUCAACACAAGAGCCUGUUGGAAAAUCAGCUCAGAAGAAAAGAAAGAUGAUGUAAAAGUCAUUAGUUCUUUGUUCAGUGAAUUCUUGCUGUUCAUGACAAACAUUUAGCUUUAGUUGAAUUAACAAUGCCAUCUUUUUAUGUUUUCUUGAAUGAAUGGAUCAUUUUUAAACAUUGUUAUUUUGCAUUGCAAAUUAUUGAUGUAAAUCUUUUGUCAAAAUAUAUACCUGAUGAAUGUUUGGGUUUUUAACUAAUGGCUAAUAAGGCAGCAAGGUCUUGUUGUUCAAAUGAUAAACUUCUUGUUAAUGUAAUCAUAAUGGCAACAUUUAAGUCAAUAAAUGUUGACAUUAAAAAAAAAAAGAUUUUUUUUGU